Molecule: messenger RNA, 1227 nt
Organism: Cicer arietinum (chickpea)
Lineage: Eukaryota; Viridiplantae; Streptophyta; Magnoliopsida; Fabales; Fabaceae
Biological process (GO): negative regulation of cyclin-dependent protein serine/threonine kinase activity
Cellular component (GO): nucleus
Molecular function (GO): cyclin-dependent protein serine/threonine kinase inhibitor activity
Source: RefSeq, a predicted model, not a curated record
AUAAUGAUUCUCUUUUUCUAACUAACCUCAUCAUUCUCUCUCCUUCACUCACCUCUUCUAACCGCCACACGCAACAAUUUUCCCUCCGUUUCUCAUAAUUAACCUUCCCUCCACGUGUCACAUCACUAUUCGCCUGUUUGGAGCUAUUAAAAUCACCGCCACCCACCGCUAUCACCACCCCCGGAUCCCAUAACAAAUUUCCUCAAACCAUAAUUCCCUUCCCUCAAUUGUUGAAAUUAUUAUGGAAAUGGCUCAAGCGAGAAAAAGAACAAGACCUCAAGCUACAUUGUCCAUUGAACCUUCAACAAACAAAAGAAAAAACCUCAACAACAACAACAACAUCUUGCCGCCAUCCUCAUUUUCUCCCACGACGGAGGAAAGCUGCUCCGACGAAUCCCCGGCGUCUUGUUGUUCGAGUAACGAAUCCCUUUACCUCAAUGAAAAUAGGAUCCUCAAUUUCUCAGAUCCAGAGGUUGAAAACGCGCAAGUUCAAACGUCGACGCGCGACUGUACUGAUGAUGAUGACCAAAUUAUAAGGAGGAGGAGAGAGAUGAGUCGCUUAAGCGAGCUUCGACCCAAUUCGCCAGAGGUUGAUUCAGUAAAGGAUAAGCCGCAAAAGAUGCCAACUGAAUCUGAACUCGAUGAAUUCUUUGCUUCCGCCGAGAAAGACAUUCAGAAACGCUUUCAACACAAGUAUAAUUACGAUAUUGUGAAGGACAUGCCUAUGGAAGGACGUUAUGAGUGGGUUGAAAUAAAGCCUUAAAAUUGCCCCUUUUAGCUCUUGGUGAAGGAAGAAAGAGUGAUAUAUGCAGAGUUUAAAAUUCAACUUGCUGACAUUAUUCUUAGAUUUAAUUUACUUUAGGUAAUAGUAUUUGAUUUCAAUUCAGAGUCCUAUAUUUCACGCUGGAAGUACCCUUUUGUUGGUGGUUAUGUACAGUUUUGUUUUGUUUUUGAUGAGGGACUAGUUAAGGACUUAGUUCACUUAGUUUAUUAUUUGUGUACGGUUUACAUAGUUAUACGGAUAAGCUAUUUUCCAGAGCAGAAUUCAGUAAAUUCCUUUGUUGGUGAUGACUGUAGAACAAAAAUGGUUGGUUUCUGGCUAUUUAGCUAUAUGAACAAAAUUCUAGUAUCAUUUUUCUUGUGUUCAACCAGAGACAGCUACCAACAUUCGUGUCUGUUUCUGUUUUUAAUAAUAAUUUAAAGGGUACAACAAAGUCAGUGACUUUA